Messenger RNA from Benincasa hispida (wax gourd), 707 nucleotides. It is a transcript of the gene HCF153, whose product is annotated as high chlorophyll fluorescence 153. The record is from RefSeq and is a predicted model, not a curated record. NCBI's taxonomy places the organism in Eukaryota, Viridiplantae, Streptophyta, Magnoliopsida, Cucurbitales, Cucurbitaceae.
GAAUUGGAGUUGGGCCAUUCAUUGUCAUCACACCCAUUUACAUGAUAACAACUUCCAACCUUCAACAAUGUCCAUUCCAAUUCCAUACACUUCAAUAGCUAUGGCCAAGCUCCUUAUCUCCACCCGACCCUUUCCCUUUUCCUCUCUUUCCGUUGCUCCACCACGGGCAUUCUUCAGGCCCUCCAAUUUUUCGCCGGCGGUCACAUUCUCCGGCUACCCAUCGACGUCCAGAAUCUUACGAGUGGUGACGACUCGUGCCGGCGCCAGCACCAGCAGUUACAUCUUCGCCUUCUCCAUCCCUUUAUCUCUUAUUCUCAUCACUGUCCUCACCGCUCUUAAAAUCGGCGAUAACCUCGACAAGAAGUUUCUCGAGGAGCUUGCUCUUAAUCAAGCUAUCAUGGAGGAAGAUGAGGAGAACAAAGAUGAUGGUUCAGAAAUAUCUUUUGAAGAAAAACCAGCUCUUCCACGAACUCGCAACCGCCCUAAAAGGGAAGCUGAGGUAUAAAUAAAUUGCUUAGUUUUUUUGGAGGUGAACAUAUGAUCGGAUCAGACGGCUGAGAAAUGGUUCAAGGAACUAGGAAGCUUCCAUGUAUAUUGUAUGUAAUUUUUUCCCUUAAUAAUGAUUAGUAAAAAUUAGUUGGUAUGCUGGGUAACUUUGAUAUUUAAUUAUAUUGUUACAUAUUCUUCAAAUUGAAAUACUUUUCUUC